This is a messenger RNA of Soboliphyme baturini, 542 nucleotides long. The record is from the annotation of a GenBank genome assembly. NCBI's taxonomy places the organism in Eukaryota, Metazoa, Nematoda, Enoplea, Dioctophymatida, Soboliphymatidae.
UGGCUUCUGUGACUUUGAGUCGUUCCUGUUGUUAGGCAGCGAAGCAGAUUCGUGCUGAGGUGAACACUGCCAAGGAAAGUGCGCUGGCGUUGAAGGCUAAUGCAGAGAACGUCAGAAACGAUGCUGAGAAGGCGGCAAACACGCUGAACAACUACAAGAUGCUGUCGGCGGACGAUCGGCAAAAAGCGCAAGAUGCAUUGGAGCGCGCGAGUCAAGCGGAGUUGACGGCCAGUCGAAACAAUGAGACGAUCCUGGAGGCGAUGGAGUUAUUACGGAAAAUUACCGCCGAACUAAUUCAGGACGCGGACCUGGAUCGGCUCGAGGAACAGUUGCAAGAAGCUAGUAAGAAUUUGGAGAACGUGAAUCUUCAGCAGGAGGUUAGCAGCUUGAAAGCUAAACAGUUGGAGCAGGCCAAGAAGAUAAAUCUCUACAAAGCGGAUAUUGCUCAACUGGAGCAGGAAGUGAAGAAUAUUCAACAAAUUAAAGACAGUCUUCCGAACGAGUGCUAUAAUGUUGUCGACAUUGAAGGCACUAGACGUUAG